Molecule: messenger RNA, 1910 nt
Organism: Daucus carota subsp. sativus
Lineage: Eukaryota; Viridiplantae; Streptophyta; Magnoliopsida; Apiales; Apiaceae
Exons: 4
Coding region: 372-1781 (469 amino acids)
Biological process (GO): proteolysis; protein desumoylation
Cellular component (GO): nucleus
Molecular function (GO): deSUMOylase activity
Source: RefSeq, a predicted model, not a curated record
GGAGCCUGAUAUUCCCGAGGAGAUUGAGGAGGAGGAGGAGAUGGAGGAGCAGGGCUGGAUUGUGGGUGGGAAGAGGAAACGGGUUAGGCGUGACAGUAGAGCGGCGCCUCAUCAUAGCUUGCCACAUUACAGGGGUGAGUUUGAUGGAGUAGCAUCAGACGUAGUGAGUUGGACACCCUAUUCCGAAUUUCAUGAGAUGGAAGGGGAUUCGGAUGGGGAUCAUGACGUAUCUGCAGAGGAUUGGGAGGCUCGUUAUGCUGGGCUUGCUCGGGUCCCAUUAGUUCAUUAUGACAUAGUGGAGUAUCAGCAUUCAGAUAGGGUGUUGAGACAGUUUGGUUUGAGGCAGCCUAUUCCCCCCCCCUCCGGUAUCCAUGACUCGGUACAGGCAGGAGAAAGAAGCCUUUCACUACACUGAUUGGCGUGCUGUAUGGUUUGCUGAGAUCGGAGAGUGGGAGCGUUUUGUGGAUCACCCCGAGGUUGUGGUGGCUCAGCAUUCACUAGACACCGAUGACACAGGUUACAUGGACUGGUACGAGCACAUUUCCAGGCGCCGCGUUGGGAAGCCACAGCCUGUGCCACAGCCGCAGUAUUCCACCAGGGAGUUGUUUGACAACCUUCGGGCAUUUCAACUUAUUCAGAAGGGUUUGGAAUGCCUUAAGGCGAUUGAUUCAACCAUCCCUGAAGGCUAUCGCGAGGAAUUUAGAGAGAUUGCCCCGAUAUUUGUCGAGCCGUACUGCCGUUUCAUGCAACAGCUCAAGGGCCCAGCAUACACCCCUCCUGUUUUCGACCAUGUCCAUCUAUCGGCUGUGGCAAAGAGGCCAACUGUUGCAGACGUCUCCCCCCAUGACAUCAUUGAUAUGACACAGCCGUCUCAGCAGACUACACAGGUCCCUACUGUUCCCGCAUCACAGGCCACUUCCUCGAGGCCCGAGAAGAUGGAUGUUCGUAGGCCUGCUGAACAGAAGUGGCUGAUAAGUAAGAAGCUUUCAGAGGAGAAGAUGGCCGCCAUUAGGAGAGACUGGGGAUGGGUACGAGGUCAGCCUGUGGGGCUUCGGGGUGGAAUUAAACAUGAUCUCAUGUUCAAUUUGGCGGAGAAUUCAAUGCAGAGCUUGGCACCCGGUGCUUGGAUAGAUGACCGCAUCAUAUACGGAUACAUGUGGUUGUUACGUGAGCGGGAAGAAGCUAUUGCCGCUGCAGGAGUGUAUCCGAGAAAGCCAAUUUACUACUUCAUGGAUCCAUUUUUCAUUACAUUGGCUAUGGAGCUGGAUUACACGGUUCUCACGGAGCGGGUUAAGCGUUUCUUCGUUACGUGGGGUAGUUGUGGGAUUGGUCCACCAAUCAACGAAGUGGACUACAUAUUUGUCCCGGCCAAUGUUAAUGGGAAUCACUGGAUUUUGAUGGUAUUGUCUGUGAAGGAAUGGGGCGUCAUGGUGUUUGAUCCUAUGACCAACAAAGCUGAACAUGCGAAGGAAGAACAAUGCGUGGUUGGACUGUUGGCGAGGAUGCUUCGUUAUCUUGGCCCCCGACUUACUGUGCCGAAGGAGGACCCUCUAGUCCAGGUCUGGGAUGCAAUGCCGAAGCAGAAUAACUACACUGAUUGCGGGGUUUAUAUUUGCAAGUAUAUGGAUUAUCUCUUGCAAGGAUAUGACCUCUCUACCUUGGUGUGGGACGCUUCAGACCUCGAGGUCUUCCGUUACAGGAUUGCCAAGGAGCUUCAGAAGGGGAAAGCAAGAUCCAUCCCAAACCACCGGAUGAGCCAGAGGGUCUCGCAGCUAGCUUAGGACUUUUAUUUAUUUUCUUAUUCUACGAGGAUUUGUAGGGAAUUAAUUGAACAAUGAUAUCAUGUAGUUAACAUUGGUUUAAUAUUAAUGAAUGAAACAUUUGUUUGCGUUUAUAUCGGUCGUUCAUCG